AUGGGUAAUAGAUCUCAGAGGCUCGAUCUCCCUAAGUCAAAGAAGAAGAAAUGGAUUUUGGUUGCUACCGAAUUGUACACGAAGUGCGUAGAGGCGGAGGCUCUAUCAAAGGACACGGGGCAGGUUGUGGCCAAUUUCAUUAAGGAAAACAUCAUAUGCCAGUUCGGAGUACCUCGGAUCAUACUCUCGGAUAAUGGAACUCCUUUUGUGAAUAGUCGUGUCCGCCGCCUUCUGGGAACUUACCAAAUAACCCACCACAAGUCAACCCCCUACUAUCCUAAGGGGAAUGGGCAGGCUGAAGCAACCAACAAGACCCUCAUCCGGAUACUCAGCAUGACAGUAAAGCAAAAUCGGGACAAAUGGUCAGAGCAACUACCCCUCACGCUAUGGGCCUACCGAACUACCACCAGGGCCCCCACUACCGCAACUCCAUUCUCUUUGGUUUAUGGGACCGAAGCAGUGCUCCCGGUGGAAAUCGUCAUUCCUUCCGCUAGCUUAGCAGCAAGAAGUGAAGUUAGCUUCGAUCCAAGAAUUGGAGAGCUGGAAGGGUUGGGAGAAAAGAGGGAGCAAGCUCGAAUCAAAUUAAGAGUCUACCAGAAGAGACUCGCCCGGGACUAUAAUGCAAUGGUCAAAGCUCGGGUAUUUCAGGAGGGAGACUUAGUCCCGAAGGCUACACCACAUGUCAUGAAAAAUCUCGCGGUGUCUAAGUUCACUCCCAAGUGGGAGGGACCUUUUGAAAUCAGGGCAACAAAUGACAGUGGAUACUAUGAGAUAGGAAGAAUGGGGAGCAGGAAGACCAUGGGUAUGUUGAACGCCAAAUGGUUAAAAAAGUAUUACGCCUAA
Molecule: messenger RNA, 843 nt
Organism: Cornus florida
Lineage: Eukaryota; Viridiplantae; Streptophyta; Magnoliopsida; Cornales; Cornaceae
Exons: 1
Coding region: 1-843 (280 amino acids)
Biological process (GO): DNA integration
Molecular function (GO): nucleic acid binding
Source: RefSeq, a predicted model, not a curated record